Zymoseptoria tritici IPO323 is the source of this 1101-nucleotide messenger RNA. RefSeq lists its product as uncharacterized. The record is from RefSeq and is a predicted model, not a curated record. Gene Ontology annotation, molecular function: magnesium ion binding; NAD binding; oxidoreductase activity, acting on the CH-OH group of donors, NAD or NADP as acceptor. Bases 1 to 1101 code for a protein of 366 amino acids. The transcript has 2 exons. NCBI's taxonomy places the organism in Eukaryota, Fungi, Ascomycota, Dothideomycetes, Mycosphaerellales, Mycosphaerellaceae.
AUGACGACCUACAACAUCGCCUCCAUCCCCGGCGACGGCAUCGGCACCGAAAUCACAGAAGCAGCCGAAGCAAUCCUCCUCAAGCUCGCCUCCGUGGUAGGAACCUUCAACUUCAACUUCACCACAUUCGACUGGUCCUCAAAAGCCUACCUCGAACGCGGCUGGUACAUGCCCGAAGAUGGCAUGCAACAGCUCGCGAAACACGAUGCGAUCUACUUCGGCGCCGUAGGCUGGCCCUCAGUGCCCGACCAUAUCUCCCUCUGGAACCUGAUCCUGCCGAUUCGCAAGUACAACAAUCAAUACGUCAAUGUCCGGCCCACGAGGAUCUUACCCGGAACCACGGCUCCGCUCGCACAGUGCCAGAAACGUCCGCAAGACCUCGAUUGGGUCAUCAUUCGUGAGAACAGUGAGGGCGAGUAUGCCGGUCAAGGUGGCACGACGCAUGACAAUAGCCCUCACACUGUCGCGACGGAAGUGGCCAUUUUCACCCGUGUGGGCAUCGAAAGGAUCGUACGAUUUGCAUUUGAGACGGCGAAGUCCCGGCCGAGGAAGUUGUUGACCAUGGUGACCAAGUCGAAUGCGCAGAGGCAUGGUAUGGUGUUGUGGGACAAGGUGUUCUAUGAGGUGGCCAAAGAGUAUGAGGGAAUCGUGAAGCAUGAUAAGAUGCUCGUUGAUGCAAUGACGGUUCGGAUGGUGAACAAGCCGGAGAGCUUGGACACGAUUGUCGCGACGAACCUCCACGCCGAUAUUCUGAGUGACCUCGCAGCCGCGCUCGCUGGUUCGAUUGGUAUUGCACCUUCGUCCAACGUCGAUCCUACACGGCAGUACCCUUCCAUGUUUGAGCCUAUCCACGGCUCAGCACCCGACAUUGCGGGCCAGGGCAUUGCAAAUCCAGUGGGAGCUUUCUGGUCGGCGGCGGAGAUGGUUCGGUGGCUCGGUAAGGGUGAGCUCGAUCAAGUCGCAGAUGACUUGAUGCAGGCCAUCGAGAACGUAACGAGUAAUCCUGAGACCCGGACCAAAGACAUGGGUGGCUCGGCAUCCACGCAGCAGGUGACGGAUGCUCUGCUAAAGCAGAUCGAGGUCGUUUUCGGGAAGAAGUAG